AUGCAAAAAUCAAAAUCUUCUGAGCAUCACCCUCUGUGCGUUGUCGAAAAGUUAUCUCCCGAUAAACUCCCCAGCAAUAAAAGAAAUAAAGCAGCUUCUCCUCCCAGAGAACAAAAUGAAGAAAAAACUCUUUCAAGUAACGGUAAUUCUAAACCCAAAAUUAAAAGAAAAGACUUUACAAAAGAUUAUGGGGCUGGUGAUUCAUCCGUAUGCAACAUUAUAAAGCAAGCAGAAAAAAUUAAAAAUUAUUUAUGCAAAUCUUUUGACCAAAAAGGGCCUUGAAAGCCAAAAAAAAAGCAAAAAAACCAAAAUCCUCAUCUUGAUAAAGCUCUUCUUAUCUGAAUUAACCAAUGGAGAAGCAUCGGCUUACCUAUUUCUGACAGCCUUAUGAUGGAAAAAGCCAAAGAACUACAAAAUAAAAUUGAAGCGCUUACAGGAGACCAAAGCAGUUUUUCCGGCUCAUAUGGAUGGCUUACUGAAUUUAAGUCAAGAUACGGAAUAAAAAAUGUCGAUACCUGUGGAGAUCAGCUAUCAGCAUCAAUAAAAGAAAUCCCAAGCUUUAUCAAAGAACUCAAUAGAGUUAUUAUAGAAGAAAACUAUUCAGCUGAACAAAUUUAUAAUUGUGACGAAACAAGCUUAUUUUGAAAAAUUCUACCAAGUAAAAGUGCACAAAUUUUAAAUGAAACUCAUGAUUAUAAGAUACUGAAAAGCAGGGUUAGCAUUUUACUUUGUUGCAAUACAGCUGGAACGCAUAGGCUACCUUUAUUUAUUACUGAAAACCAAAAAUGCAGCGAAACAAAUGGGAAAAUGACGAAUUUUAAAUUUAAAAAUUGGCUGAAAAAUACAUUUAUUCCAGCAAUAGCAACACAUCUACAGUCCAUAAAUUUGCCAACCAAAGCCUUACUACUUUUAGAAAACUCUAAAAUUCAUACAUUGCUCACUUCAGAAAAGGAAAAUGAAAAUCUAAAAAUUCUUUAUUUUCCUAACAAUACCACACUUUUAUUGCAGCCAAUGAGCCAGUCAAUUAUUUCAUCUUUCAAGCGAAAUUAUAAAGAAAAUUUUCUUAAGCAGCUAUUUAAAUAUUAUAAAGAUAACAAAAAGGACAAAAAAAGCAUUAUUCAAUUCCUGUCUUCAUACGACAUAAAUCAGUGCAAUAUUAACCUUUCUGAAGGCUGGAAUUGUAUUCCUGAAACUACUAUAAAGUCUGCUUGAAGGAAGCUAGGCAUAAAUCCAGAGGCAAUACCUGAAAAUAAUGAAAAUUCAAUACAUGAGCUUAAAAUCGAUGCCAAAAAAGUUUUAGAGCUGGAAGAAAGCGAACUUCAAGAGUAUUUAGAGCAGGAAAAUAACGCAAAUAGCAUCAGAGAUUUAUUAAAUGAUGAUGAUAUUAUUGAGCAAGUUAUAAGUGAAGAGGAAGAAGAUGAAUAUGACAAGAUAGAUCGCCGGAGCGCUUUAAAAGGUUUUCAAAUUAUUAUACGAUAUUUGGAACAAGAAUGCUUCAAGGCGAAUGAUGUUAAAUACGUUCGAAGAUUGAUGCAGAGGACAGAAAAAAAACCCUCAAAUGGACUAAAGAAAUUAAAGGUUCAAGAGUGGUACGAAAAUGGGGAAAAUCAAAUCAAUUAA
Molecule: messenger RNA, 1620 nt
Organism: Blepharisma stoltei
Lineage: Eukaryota; Ciliophora; Heterotrichea; Heterotrichida; Blepharismidae
Source: the annotation of a GenBank genome assembly